AUGGCUGCCUAUCUAUCCGGGAUCAACCCGGACCAGUCCGCCCGCUUCAUCCUGGCUGAAGUCCCAGGUCUUUACUUAUACCUUCGCCCUUUCGCGUUAAAAAAGCCUCGAGUGGCUCUCCAGAAGUCCGCUGCGUCAUUGACGGGGAUUCACGGCAUCGCUGUAGCCCAUCAGGACUGGUCCGCGUACCGACGCGCUUCGGAAGAAGACGGUCGCGUCUUCCCUUCGGAUUCUUUCGAAGCGUUCUCUCGCCUGGGGACUUCCCUCCCUACCACCGAUGGCUCGUGUGGCUUUUCCCUCUCUCGGGGUACACCCCCUCCUACCCUAUGUGUUAAAACAUUUUGGGUACGCCGCGGUCGACCCCGGCCACCCCGCGCGCCCGCUCCUCAUGGACAACUGCGCAAAGGAGUGGGCAUGGUCCCUCGGGAGCGCCUUUAUGGCUGA
Molecule: messenger RNA, 444 nt
Organism: Chondrus crispus (carragheen)
Lineage: Eukaryota; Rhodophyta; Florideophyceae; Gigartinales; Gigartinaceae
Exons: 1
Coding region: 1-444 (147 amino acids)
Source: RefSeq, a predicted model, not a curated record